CCUCUGUCUGCAGCUCGCGAUGGGGGGCGUGGCCUGGAUGUGUCAGUGGGCGGGGCCAGACGCCAGCGCAGAGACCUCCGUAACCUGCUGCCUUACGAGGACCAGAUGAUGUCAUAUCCUGCUGCCGAGGUGGAAGGCGGGACCAAAGAUCUCUACUACCAAUCAGACAACUGGAGGAGGCGGGGCCUGGACCAGGCUCUGCAGCAAUUGGUGGAAAGAGACCAGAGGCGGGAGCAAGAGGAGGAGCAGCGAGCAGCCUACCUGGCCGCUUUGCUCCGCCUCCUGAGUGAGGCAGAAAGCACGGGAUUGGUCGGACCAGGCGACGUGGAGGUGGUGGAGGAAGAGGACAACGAGGAGGACGAUUGGGGGCCCCCGGCAGACUUCCACGGGCCGGCCCCUCCUGACUACGAUGAGACGGGAGGACGGGGGCUGGACAUGGGGAGGCCCCCGGCCGCUUGGUGGGGCCUCCUGGAGCCCCAGCUGGCUCAGGCUCUGCUGGACAGGAUGGAGCCUCAGCUGGCUCAGACUCUGCUGGAGAGAGCGAGACAGGAGAGACUCCAGCAGGCUGGACGAGUCUCAGCAGCACGGAGCCGAGGACGAGACCAGGACGCCCUCAGACGCCUGGUUGCUAGGUUACUGUCCAGCAUCGGCCCUGAAAAUGCCCCGGUGAUCUCCUCUGGUCGCCACGUGAGGUGGGACCUGUCCGCCGCUGCACCUGAACCUGUCAGCUCCGCCCACAGGAGAACCCGCCGCUCCUUGGAUGACGAGGCUCCUCCUCCAAGCAGCGACCCCCCUCUGCUGCGAGUCAAGAGGCUGGAGGAGGAGGAGCAGGAGGACGAGAAGCUCCACCCACCAGCCACCGUGCUACAGAGAAUGAAACGCAUCAACGCCAUGGCAACUGCCGGCCUGGAGGAACUGAAUCAUGGGAGUCGUAGGCGCCGAAGGAGAGCCGCCCUAAAUUAUGACCCCCAAAUACUCCUUGAUCAGAUCCUGGAGUACAUGAGGGAGUAGGAGGAGGAGCAGGAGGAGCAGGAAGAGAAGAAGGAGGAGGAAGAGGAGGAGGAAGAG
Molecule: messenger RNA, 1068 nt
Organism: Plectropomus leopardus (leopard coralgrouper)
Lineage: Eukaryota; Metazoa; Chordata; Actinopteri; Perciformes; Serranidae
Source: RefSeq, a predicted model, not a curated record